UUACAACCCCAGGGGAAAUUGGCGAGCAAGACCUCAUGGGUGCAAGGGGCCACAGGGACCAAACAGUACUCAUGGACUACCCGAAGAACUGUGGACCUCGGCAUAGGCCGGGUAACCCACUCCUUCAUGGUCAUCCCUGAAUGUCCCUACCCGUUGUUAGGUCAGGACUUGCUCACCAAGAUGGGGGCACAAAUUUGCUUCCACCCCGGAGGGGCAAAAAUCCUAGACAAAGAAGGGCAACCAAUUCAGGUGCUUGUCCUGAGUUUGGAAGACGAAUAUCGUCUCCACCAGAUGCCCCCAGCCCCAGUGACUGACAUUGACCAUUGGCUACAGGAAUUUCUUCAGGCACAGGCAGAAACUGGGGGAAUUGGGCUGGCCCAACACCGACCAGCUAUAUACAUAGAACUAAAACCAGGGGCCGACCCUGUCAGGGUCCGCCAAUACCCUAUGCCUCUCGCGGUGCGAACGGGAAUCACGCCCCACAUACGGCGACUACUAGAUUCAGGCAUAUUAAGGCUCUGCCAAUUGGCAUGGAACACUCCCUUGCUGCCAGUGCGAAAACCGCACUCUAACGAUUACAGGCCAGUCCAGGACUUAAGUGAAGUCAACCGGUGAGUAAUGGAUGUGCACCCCACGGUCCCAAACCCAUACACCCUCCUCUCCACCUUGCCUCCAGACAAAAAUUGGUAUACGGUAUUAGAUUUAAGAGAUGCCUUUUUCAGCCUGCCUUUAGCACCCAAGAACCAAGACCUUUUUGCUGUUGAACGGACAGACCCCAAGAAAGGCAUCAAUGGCCAACUCACCUAGACUCGACUACCACAAGGAUUCAAAAACUCACCAACCUUCUUCGAUGAGGCCUUACACGAAGACUUGGGUGAGUUCCAUUCUGAACACCCUCAUUUGACCUUAUUGCAAUAUGUAGAUGAUAUCCUGCUGGCGGCGGAGGACCAGGACACUUGCCUGUGAGGCACCAAGGACUUACUCCAGACUAUAGCGGCUCUAGGAUACCGGGCCUCAGCCAAAAAGGCCCAAAUCUGCAGAGCAGAGGUGAGCUACCUGGGGUACAAAUUAAAGGAUGGACAAAGAUGGUUGACAGAUGUGUAGAAGGAAACUGUCCUAAGGAUCCCACAGCCGCAAACCGACCAUCAGGCACAUGAAUUCCUGGGGUCGGCAGGGUUCUAUCGAUUAUGGAUUCCGGGUUUUGCUGAGAUGGCCAGACCCCUCUAUGAGGCCACCAGGCACCAACAAAAUUUUGAAUGGACAGAGGCCAUGAACAAGGCCUUUAAUGACCUUAAACAGGCCUUGCUGUCUGCCUCGGCUCUUGGGUUGCCUGACCUAAUCAAGCCCUUCUACCUAUAUGUAGACGAGAAAGACGGGGUGGCAAAAGGGGUCCUUGUCCAGUACAUAGGUCCCUGGAAAAGACCCAUAGCUUAUCUCUCUAAAAAGAUGGACACAGUGGCCGCUGGAUGGCCCCCAUGCUUAAAAAUUAUUGCCGCGGUGGCCACUAUGGUCAAGGACGCAGACAAGCUAGCCAUGGGGCAAGAGCUAUAUGUUACCACCCGACAUGCUAUCGAAGGAGUACUCAAACAGCCCCCAGACUGCUGGAUCAGUAAUGCUCAUCUGACCCAUUAUCAGAGCCUACUGCUAAACCCCACCGAAAUUUUAUUCAAGCCACCUACAACCCUGAAUCCGGCAACGCUACUCCCUAACCCAGACUGGGACCCCCUUCUGCAUAACUGUCAACAGAUUUUGGCACAGGUCCACGGAAUCAGGGCUGAUCUCCGGGACCAGCCACUGCCGAACGCGGAUGCCACCUGGUAUACAGACGGCAGCAGUUUUGUCGAGAAACUGAUUUCUGCCCUCAGAUACGCGGGGGCAGCUGUAACCACAGAGACGGAGAUCAUCUGGGCAGAGCCAUUGGCAGCCGGAACAUUGUCUCAACGGGCAGAACCGAUCGCCCUAGCCAAGGCACUAACCAUGGGAGAAGGUAAACGAAUAAACAUUUACACCAACAGCAGGUAUGCCUUUGCCACCGCUCAUAUCCGCGGAGCCCUUUACAGAGAGAGAGGGCUUCUGACAGCAGAGGGAAAGACUAUUAAAAACAAAACAGAAAUUCUUGAACUCCUAAGGGCCCUCUGGCUGCCCAAGGCACUAGCUAUCAUCCAUUGUCCAGGACACCAAAAAGCAGACACACCAGUAGCCAGGGGAAACCGGCUAGCCGACUCAAAAGCAAAGGAGGCGGCCCUUUCAGUGACCCAGGUUUUAACAACCAUGCUACCCGAUCCGGGGGCACCGACCCUGCCGGACGCCCCCAGCUAUACUGGCACUGACUUACAAUGGAUUAAACGCUUGCCUACGACCCAAUGCUUGCGUGGCUGGUGGAGGGCCGCAGACUCCAGCAUCAUCCUGCCAGAGGAACCAGGAUGACAAGUCCUUUCCAAAAUGCAUCGGAGUAUUCAUAUGGGAACAAGAAAGAUGGAAGACCUCAUACGACAUGCUAAGAUCAUUAUUAAGGACUCUCGAGCAAAGAUGGAGCAGAUCGUGAAAGAGACCUUAACUAAAUUAGCCUUGGAGACUGGUGGGGACUGGGUCACUCUCCUCCCCUUUGCCCUAUAUAGGGUGAGAAACUCACCAUAUAAGAUGGGACUGACUCCCUACGAAAUCAUGUUUGGUAUACCCCCACCUAUCGUUCCUGCCUUGAAACCCGAAGUGCUUGAUGAGUUCAAUGACCAACAGCUUCUUUUCUCCCUCCAAAUGUUACAAAGGGCCCAUGAGCAGGUGUGGCCUAAGCUGAAGGCCCUCUACAAGACUGGCCCACCUCCUGACCCCCGUUGGUAUCGACCAGGCGAAUGGGUGUAUGUGCGGAGGCACCAACAGCAGACACUCCAACCUCGCUGGAAAGGACCCUACAUGGGGAUCCUGACCACGCCCACUGCUCUCAAGGUCAACAGAAUAACUCCCUGGGUCCACUACACCCACGUCCGGCCAGCUGAUCCACACGCCGUCCUCAAGGACUUUGUUCCGGAAUGGAAGAGUCAGCCCGACAAGGACAAUCCCUUAAAGCUAAGGCUGUGUCGCUCCCACUUACCCCACUAA
Molecule: messenger RNA, 3096 nt
Organism: Puma concolor (puma)
Lineage: Eukaryota; Metazoa; Chordata; Mammalia; Carnivora; Felidae
Source: RefSeq, a predicted model, not a curated record